Molecule: messenger RNA, 6074 nt
Organism: Globicephala melas (long-finned pilot whale)
Lineage: Eukaryota; Metazoa; Chordata; Mammalia; Artiodactyla; Delphinidae
Gene: KIF9
Product: kinesin family member 9
Biological process (GO): mitotic cell cycle; microtubule-based movement
Cellular component (GO): microtubule; kinesin complex
Molecular function (GO): ATP binding; microtubule motor activity; ATP hydrolysis activity
Source: RefSeq, a predicted model, not a curated record
CUAGGCAACUCGGACACGGAGAAGUGCACCAGGUCCUCCAGCUCCUCCGCGCCGUCCUCCACCAUCUUCCCCGGCCGCCGCGACUGCGCAGGCCUGGCCGGCUGGCUCGAAGCUAAACUGGGCGGGGCGAGGGCGCCUGUGGACGGCAGCUCGGAGCGCAAGGCUGGGGUUAGACGGAGCUGCGCGGCCGCCGUAGUCUCAAACUGCUGUGCGCCGGAAGCCCGGCUGCCCCGUUUCCUGGUUCUUGCGCAUCCUUCGUUCCCCCGCUACCCCUACCCUGGCUUCGCGCCUGCAGCUGCCGCAGUCUUUUUAGAUUAAUCGGUCCCAUCUCCCGUCCUCCUAAUUCGGCCCUGGCCUUACUUGUAUCUCAACAGAGGACCGCGGACUUCAUUUCCGCUACCACCCCUACUUCCGGAAUCUCCGGAAGCAGCCUGUUGCCACGGCGACUGUGUACACAGCCCGGCAGCCGAGCUUGCCGGGUUUCUUCUGUAGCUGCUAAUGCAGUGGUCGGGCUGCGGAAGGGCUCCAGCCUCCGGAGCGCUAGAAUGGGUACUAGGAAAAAAGUUCAUGCGUUUGUCCGUGUCAAACCUACUGAUGACUUUGCUCAUGAAAUGAUCAAAUAUGGAGAUGACAACAAAACCAUUAAUAUUCACUUAAAAAAAGAUACUCGGAGAGGAGUUGUCAAUAACCAGCAGACAGACUGGUCAUUCAAGCUGGAUGGAGUUCUCCAUGAUGCCUCCCAGGACUUGGUUUAUGAGACAGUCGCAAAGGAUGUGGUUUCUCAAGCCCUCAAUGGCUAUAAUGGCACCAUCAUGUGUUAUGGGCAGACGGGAGCUGGCAAGACAUACACCAUGACGGGGGCAACUGAGAAUUACAAGCACCGGGGGAUCCUCCCUCGUGCCCUACAACAGGUUUUUAAGAUGAUCGAAGAACGCCCCACACAGGCCAUCACUGUGCGUGUUUCCUACCUGGAAAUCUAUAAUGAGAGCCUGUUUGAUCUCCUGUCCACUCUGCCUUACGUUGGACCCUCGGUCACACCUAUGACCAUUGUGGAAAGUCCUCAGGGGGUCUUCAUUAAGGGCUUGUCAGUCCACCUCACAAGUCAGGAGGAGGAUGCGUUCAGCCUCCUUUUUGAGGGAGAGACCAACAGGAUUAUAGCCUCCCACACAAUGAACAAGAACUCAUCUAGGUCACACUGCAUUUUCACAAUCUACGUGGAGGCCCAUUCGCGGACCUUAUCAGACGCAAAGUACAUCACUUCCAAAAUUAACUUGGUGGAUCUAGCAGGCUCGGAGAGGCUGGGGAAGUCUAGGUCUGAGGGCCGAGUCCUGAAGGAAGCCACCUACAUCAACAAGUCGCUGUCAUUCCUGGAGCAGGCCAUCAUUGCCCUCGGGGACCAGAAGCGAGACCACAUCCCCUUCCGGCAGUGCAAGCUCACCCACGCCCUGAAGGAUUCCUUGGAACCUUUGCUUAAGCUUUUGCCUCUACUGGAAGUACCUUCUCAUUUCCCCUCAUCCCUGAACCAGCUGGCAGAAUCCUUCAUCACCCUGAAGACCAAGGUGGAGGGCUUCUCCGGUGACGUCUUCCCUUCCCUGACUGAGGAGCUGGGGCUGUGUCUUGUCAUCCUUGUGUUCCCAGGCUUUUGCAUUGGGCCCAAUGGCACAGUGGUUGGGGGAAAUUGCAAUAUGAUCCUUGUGACAAACAUCUAUGGAGAAGCCUCCCAGUUAGAAGAGACGCUGUCUUCACUGCGGUUUGCCAGCAGGAUGAAGCUGGUCACCACUGAGCCUGCCAUCAACGAAAAGUAUGACGCUGAGCGAAUGGUCAAGAACCUGGAGAAGGAGCUGGCACUGCUCAAGCAGGAACUAGCCAUCCAUGACAGCCUGGCCAACCGUACCCUUGUUAACUAUGACCCCAUGGAUGAAAUUCAAAUUGCCGAGAUCAACUCCCAGGUGCGGAGGUACCUGGAGGGAACGCUGGACGAGAUUGAUAUAAUCAACCUCAGACAGAUCCAGGAGGUGUUCAACCAGUUCCGGGUGGUUCUGAGCCAACAGGAACAGGAAGUGGAAUCCACUUUGCGCAGGAAGUACACCCUCAUAGACAAGAAUGACUUCGAAGCCAUCUCUGCUGUCCAGAAGGCAGGGCUCGUGGAUGAUGACGGCCACCUAGUGGGCGAGCCUGACGGACAAGGCUUCGGACUCGGAGUCGCCCCUUUCUCUACCAGACCCGGGAAGAAAUCCAAGUCCAAGAAGAUGUUCAAAGAGCAGCUCGGCUCCUUGGCAAGAAAGGAGGGUGCCAGCAGCCCUGUGAGUGGCAAGGAGUUGGAUGCUUCCACCUCCAAGACCCAGUUGACCCCAUCCUCCAAGGAUGGAGAUGUCAAAGACAUGCUUCUGCAGGACCGGGAGACCUCCAGUAUUGAGCCCCUUGCCUCGGAAUCCCCAAAGGAGGAAUUACGCCCACCCAGGCCCAGCACCCCACCCGCCAAGCCUGUGGCCUUUGAGGACUUUAAGAACGAACGGGGUAGUGAGAUCAACCGCAUCUUCAAAGAAAACAAAUCCAUUUUGAACGAGCGGAGGAAAAGGGCCAGCGAGACCACACAGCGCAUCAAUGCCAUCAAGCGGGAGAUCGACAUGACCAAGGAGGCACUAAAUUUCCAUAAGUCACUACGAGAGAAGCAAGGCGAGUAUGAGAACAAGGGGCUGAUGAUCAUUGAUGAGGAGGAAUUCCUGCUGAUCUUGAAGCUUAAAGACCUCAAGAAGCAGUACCGGACAGAGUAUCAGGACCUACAGGACCUCAGGGCUGAGAUCCAGUACUGCCAGCGCCUGGUGGAUCAGUGUCGACAUCGCCUGCUCAUGGAAUUUGACAUCUGGUACAAUGAGUCCUUCUUUGUCCCUGAGGACCUGCAGGCGGCACUGAAGCCAGGUGGCAGCAUCCGGCCAGGCAUGAUGCCUCUCAGCAGGAUUGUGUCUCUGGGAGAAGAUGACCAGGACAGGUUCAGCCGGCUGCAGCAGACGAUGCUGCCAGAGGGCCCUGAUUCUGUCUCCUUCUACAAUGCCAAAGUCAAGACAGAACAGAAGCACAAUUAUUUGAAAACCAUGAUGGGCCUCCAGCAGACACAUAGAAAAUAGGGACUCACUGACAGUGCGUUGAAGGACGAAACCCCCAGCUACUCCUGCCUAUUCUAGAGGCACUGCCAAAGCACCUGCCCAGACUCCAAUCCCUCUGCUCCAAGGCUGGGCGCAGCCCAGAGAACACACAAUGGCCUACCUGCCAGGAGGAACAGCCUUCAAAGGACACCUUCGAAUAUCUUCACAGAACACUUUUGGUUUCGAUUCACUGUCUUAUAUGCAGGGACAGGAUAAAAUAACUUUCUAGUUCGGCUUUCAGUGCUCAUCCAAGAACUUUAUUUUAUUUCCUAUCUGGGAGGAUGUCUUCCCUAUGUACAGGUGGGGUCCUAACUGAGUCUCCAGUAAGAAAGUGAAGAAGUAGCUCAGCCAGUCUCCCUCUGGCAGGCCUUUGUCAGCCUCUUUCCUUUCCUGGUCAGCCUCUUUCCUUUCCUGGAUGGCCAUCCUGGGGAUGAGCUGGGUCCGAGGAGCCCUGGUUCUCAUGGGUGAGACUGUAGGUUCUCGCAGGGAAUCCUCUCUGUGUUCCUGAGCCAGUGAAGGCAGGAGGUGCUUCUUCCUCAGCAACCAGGAGAGGAGGCGGUGUAGGUGGAAAUGACUGAAAGGCAGAUUUUUACCUCAAAAUAAGAAGAGGCUUAAAAUGAGAUCAUUCCUACCAUGAAGUUAGCAGUGAGAACCCCAUGGUGGGAGGCUGUCUGGCAAGGAGAUUGCAGAACCUGCACUAGCUGGAAGGUUGAACUAAAUGGCAUCUUUCCAAUCAAAGACCCUAUGGUUCUGUUCUUCAGCCCAUCAAUGAGCAGCCAGAUGGGGGUUUUGUUGAAGAGAGAAAGCUGAAGGCUUUCCUUAAGGUCUCUGCCCUCUCUCCUAUCCACCCCCUUUCUCCUUCACUGCCUGGCAGAUACACAACGGUCCUGAAACAGCUUUCAGAGACUCCUUCUAUGCCAAGGCUUCCCGGAGCAGCUUUGAAGUCCCCUGACUUCAUUCCCUUGGAUGACACGUGGGGGGCUGUCACUGAUCAGCACUUAUGGUGUACACACAGCCUUGUUGGUCAGUCCUCAUGUUUCCUUUAAAUGUGGCCAAACAGGCAGAUAUGGCCAGGCUCUGCUCAUCAUCCCAGCUGAUGAGUUGGAGGCCCUAGAGAGUUCAGAUUCUUUCCCUUCUUGGCUGCCCUUGCCCUUACCAGCACUUGUUUGGGGUUCCCGCGUCUUUGGAGCAGCUCAGGAAAUAGAACAUAGUAAACAGGAGUACAUCAUCCUGCUGGAGCCACAGGAAGCAGCCAUUUGUGGUAUAACCAGUCCCCCUUCCCUUCAUUCCCUGUCACUGGCUAGAAUGGCAUGUGGCAUGCUGGUCAUCCCUGCACAGAAUUCCUGGACAGCCAGUCCUGGGGCCUGCAGGCCAGGGCAGGCUGGGCCUCUGUCAUGGCAGUUGGUCCCAUGUGUCUCUAGCUCAUUCGUCACCACAUACGCCUCAGUCAGUUCUGGCACAAACUGAAACAAGUAAUCGUCAGCGUGGGCAGAGCCACAGGAAUAAGCCAAACGGUGCUCUGUAGAUCACCCUCCAUGCAAACUCCUCACAGGAGCAGAUGCUUCCAACAUGACAGGGAGCUAGGGGGCAUGAUAUCCACUCAAAUAUGCCUGUUGUUCUAGAAAAUAGUUCCUGCUGAGCUAAUCUGACCAUCACAAUCACCCCUAAAGGGACUUCCAAUUCCAUCAAUGUGACAGAUAAGGUAACCUGAAAACACUCUGGCUACAAAAAGAGAUACUGUCUAAAGUAUAACAUUCUUUUAAAUGCAAAGCUAAAUUUGCAGGAAAGAAAGGAAACUGCCAGGAGCUGGAGAGUUGAAAACCAGAGUGGUCAGUGUGUGAACCGGCUAUGGCUGGUAGAAGGUGUGUGAGUGGACGGUUGCUUUUGAGUGUUAAUGCCCACAUAAGUGUGAGAAAUAAGACUAUGGCCCAUGCCUCAUAGGAAGAUGGAAAUGGGACCCCUUGCAUAAAGGUAGCACGUGAUGAAGAGGCGAGCUAAAAAAAUUUCCCCACUGACAUGGAGAAAUAACAAGGAAACUAUCCCCAGGGAUGAGGGAGAACAGGUCCUGUGAGAAUUUGCAACCAUGCACAGGUUUGGGAUUCAAAUUUACACUGUGUGGUCCAGGAACCACCAGCCUGAAGAAUUAGCAUAAAAAUUAGCCCAAGGCUUCAAUAAAACUGGAGAUCUAAAUGUUUGUUUUUAGACAGAAAAAAAAUUUUUUCCCAAGGUUGAAACACCUAGUAGAAUGAAAUUUUAAAAUCUAGUGUUCAGGCCCUUUUUCCAGCUACACAGCAUUCCCACAAAGCCCUAGUAAACAUGAGCUCCAAAGAUUAAACACACACACAGACACACACAUGCACAUGCAUGCACAUGUGCACAUGUGGCAUACAUGGAAACAAUGUAUCAUGAUGGAGGCACAGUGUAAAGAGAAUCAGUUUCAGAGUCAUUAGAACUUCAGAUAACAAAUUACUGGAUAAAGAUUAUACAAUAUAUAUGUUAUGUUUUAAAUAAAGACAAAGUAUGUGUCAAACAUAUGAUAAAGGCUAUUAAAAUAGAGUGCAUAUUUUUUUAAAAAGCAUUUCUAGGAAUGAAGAAAAUGUAGUUAUAAAAGUUAAAAUGACAGACUAGAAACAGUGAAAGAGAGAAUUAAUGACCUGGAUGUUGGAUCUGAAGAAACUGCUGGGACUUGUAGCGUAGAGGGAGGAAGAGAAAGAAAAUUGAAAGCACGAUGAGUCAUGGUGGAGAGAAUGAGAAGAUUUAGGAAGCAUCUAAUCACAGAUCCAGAGGAGAUAAUAGGGAGAUCACUCUCUUGGUGAUCUCAUCCAGCCUUGUGGCUUUAAACAUCAUCCAUGUGCCAACUCUCAAUUUUAUAUGUCUAGCUUAGGCUGCUCUCCUGAUCUCCAAAACUGUACAGGCAUACCUUGGAGAUAC